Cottoperca gobio is the source of this 3267-nucleotide messenger RNA. RefSeq names its product actin filament associated protein 1-like 1b (gene afap1l1b). The transcript is spliced from 19 exons. Bases 118 to 2415 code for a protein of 765 amino acids. The record is from RefSeq and is a predicted model, not a curated record. Lineage: Eukaryota; Metazoa; Chordata; Actinopteri; Perciformes; Bovichtidae. Gene Ontology annotation, cellular component: cytosol. Gene Ontology annotation, molecular function: SH3 domain binding.
CACGGAGGCUGACAGAGCUCCGCUGAGUCUGCGGCGAACACGCCUCACAUGUUCACAACCGUAACUUCUCAAUGAAACAACUAAGGGAUUAUCACCGGAAAUAAGCACCCAGACGAUAUGGACUCCAAACGCCAAAGUGUGGUGAUGGAGCGACUUGUGAACGAGCUUGGCUCUCUGCUGAAGAUGCUGGAUAACGAGACGGUCAGUCCUGCCACUGCUGACAAGAUGGCCUCCAUACGUAACAUCCUGGACUCGAUGCAGCUGUCAGUCAAUGGAUCAGACGUCUACAUGAACAGCUGUCUCUAUGGCAACGGCACCAGUUUUGUAGAGUCUCUGUUUGAGGGUUUUGACUGUGAUUUGCACAUGCUAAGCACAUCUCCAGUAGAGCAGAAAGAGCAGAAAGAGGAAGAGGAGAAGACUCAUCCAGAUAAAUCUACACCGACUGACACGCCCCCUCCCCUGCCGACCACCCCCCUUCCUGAUGACUACUAUGAAGAGGCAGUUCCUCUAAAUCCUGGAUCCACCCCUCAGUACUUCACCUGCCACCAUCAACAGAACUCUAUGGAGGAUGCUUACUAUGAAGAUGCAGACAAUAACUACCCCAUCACCAUGCUUAACGGGCCGCCCAAAAACUCCUACAACGACUCCGAUGCUCUGAGCAGCUCCUACGAGUCUUACGAAGAAGACGAAGAAGACGCCAAAGGGCAAGAACAACCUCAGAGAUGGACGGCCGAGGAGAGUACCGAUGGACCAGUUAGAGACUGCCGCAUCUGUGCCUUCCUGCUGCGAAAGAAACGCUUUGGCCAAUGGACUAAACAGCUAAUCGUUGUCCGAGACACUAAACUGCAGUGCUAUAAGAGCAUCAAAGAGAGCACUCCCCACACAGAGCUCCCGCUGAAUCUGUGCAACGUCAUCUACGUCCCAAAGGAAGGCCGGAAAAAGAGACAUGAGCUGCGCUUCUCGUUGCCUGGAGGCGAAGCUCUAGUCCUGGCUGUUCAGAGUAAAGAGCAGGCCCAGCGGUGGCUCAAGGUGGUGCAAGAUGUUGGCAGCCAAUGUAGCAACACCGAGGGACUGGAUGGAUCCACUUCUCCCAUUAUACAAAGGAAGUUGGAGCUUGACAAGGUGCUGCAGUGUGAGCGGCAGGCAUCAGACUCCGACAGCGGACCGACAGCAGAAAGCCAGUCCACUGCACAGGGAGCAGGACGGGACACUAUUGACUCACUGAACAGGGGGAAGCGCGGAGGGUUCUCAGAGCUGACGGGGUCGAUGAGCCGAGCAGCAGGGAAGAAAAUCAAUCGGAUCAUUACCUUCUCCAAACGGAAACCUCCUUUACCGGGAGAUCCUCCCUCGUUUUCUGGUCACCACGACAACCCUCGCUGUGGCUUCCUCAGCGUGUGUCUGAGCAGCGCUUGGAGAGAGCUUUGGUGUGUUGUGCGAGGAGGAAGCUUGUACCUGCAGAAGGACCCCAGGGACCAGCGGCCUCCAGUCAUGGUGGUGCUGCUCAAAGGUGCAGAGGUGGUGACAGGAGGCCUCGGCCCCAAACAUCCCUUCUCCUUCUGCAUCCUGCAGGCGGGCAGCGAAGUAGCAUCUUUAGAGGCCAGCUGCUCAGAGGAUCUCGGCCGCUGGCUGGGUGUGUUGUUUGCUGAGACCGGCAGCACCAGUCUCCCUGAAGAACUGCACUAUGACUACAUCGACGUGGAUACGCUCACUGACAUCCGGCACGCUGCCAGAAACUCCUUCCUGUGGGCCACUACCACUUCCUCCAGCAGUGCGUCAACAGACUCCAGAACAUAUGAUGAGGUCUAUGAAAGUGUUGCGGAGGAGGAGGUUGAGAGCAGAGCUGGACCGGUGAGACGUCAUGCCUCCUUCUCGAGCAAGGACUCUGAAAAAACUGAACAACAGGCCACCGUCAAGAGACACGCCUCCAAUGUGAAUCAUUAUGCACGCUAUGGGAAGACGCGUGCAGAGGAGGACGCCAGGUGUUACCUGAAUCAGAAAGAAGAGCUGGAGAAGCAAAAGGAAGAGCUCAGACAUGCACUGGUUUCCCUCCGCAGGGAGAAGAAGGAGGUGAAGGAGGACGUGAAGAGUGUUACAGGUCCUGGUGUGGAACAGCGGUUAGCCAAGCUGGAGACGCUGUGUAAACAGAAAGAGGAGGAGAGGGUGGAGCUGGAGCUCAGACUGACAGAGGUCAAAGAAAACCUGAAGAAAUCGUUGGCUAGAGGAGCGCUGGGUCCGCCCACUGACACCAAGAUCAGCCCCAAGGCACAGGGCAGUAAGGUUGAAAAGGUUUACAAUGAGACUGUGCCGGUCAACUCGGCAACUGAGCAUCGUAAACGUCCUCCGUCUCAUUACGCCUCCUCCAAGGGAAACGUCAUGCAGAAGGCAAAGGAGUGGGAGUCAAAGAAGGGGACCUAGAUUGAACAUAAACGGAUCGACAGAUGGAUUAAUGGAGAGAAAGUUGUGACAAGAGGAUGUGUAAAAGAAGAAACAGGUGAAGAUAACUGGCACUGAGAAGGAGGAAAGGAAGAAAGGGGGAAGAAAGGGGGGAGAGGACAGACUUUGACACAAUCCUCCCUUCUCUUACCUAUCAAGAAAAAGAGGAAUAUUUGCAAGUACAGGCAGCUGUCUCAACCACUGUAAAUAUGACACUGAUGUACCAAUACAGUGUUAAUGUGGAUCACUAUGGACAUGAAAUCUAUAUGUUUGUGUGAGUGUGCACGUGUGUUUACAUUUGCACAGGGCUGCAGAAAGUGAAAAUGUGAUUAUUUCGUAGAAAUGCAUCACAAAGGGAGAGUGUGGUUCAUCAACACUGUGAGUUCAGAGUUACAGGCAAGACUUCCACUGACUAUUCCUUUUUUACAGGAUACUUGCUAAAUACUAAAAUUCAUUUUUUGUUUUUAAACUAAAGUUAAGAAAUUAUAAUUAUUAUUACCUUAAGUUAUCUUUAUUAGUGAGAAAAGUAUCCCACAUCUUGUGAGAUGUAUUUAAACCAUUAGGAAAGCAUAUUGAGUAUGACACUGUUCCUGAAACAAAUGAGUAAAUGUUUAUUAUUGCAAUGUGAAACUAUUGGUUUUUACCAUUGUAUGUGUUUUUUUCAUAUUUGCCUUUAGCACUUUAUCUUGUUGUAUUUUGUGAUUACACAAAUGUCUUGGAAAUUAGCAUUAGCACCCAACUUCAGAAUUGUGAAGAUAAAUGCCUGUCUGAUUUCAUCACGGAGAUAUGAACGUACACACACAUGUUGGAGUAAAUGAUCACUUUAUCAAGAAA